Molecule: messenger RNA, 3895 nt
Organism: Aethalodelphis obliquidens (Pacific white-sided dolphin)
Lineage: Eukaryota; Metazoa; Chordata; Mammalia; Artiodactyla; Delphinidae
Gene: MOCOS
Product: molybdenum cofactor sulfurase
Exons: 16
Coding region: 985-3852 (955 amino acids)
Biological process (GO): Mo-molybdopterin cofactor biosynthetic process
Molecular function (GO): pyridoxal phosphate binding; molybdenum cofactor sulfurtransferase activity; molybdenum ion binding
Source: RefSeq, a predicted model, not a curated record
GGGAUUUGAGGUGUAUUUAUUCUGUCGUGGUGAACAGUUGGUGCCGCUUGCCUGCUUGUGGCAGAGCAGCAACCAUGAUUCAUGUUUCAGUUAUCAGGUAACUGACUUCAGCUCUUUGGGUCAUUUUCUCAUGUUCCGGAACGUGAUUCCCCCCCCCCCCCCCCGCCUUUGGGAGCUUUAAGGGCUGUGCGCUCCUCCUCGAGUGGCCCCGUCUGUACUUAAGUAGGGAAACUCAAGGGAGGAGACAGGGGCCCUCUGGCAGCCUCUCUUCACUCCCUCUCUGAUCUUCCUAGUUGCCCAUUCACCUGCUGGAGACAGUGCCCCCUCUGUCUGUCUGUCUGUCUGUCUGUCUCUCUCUUUCCUUUUCUCUCUGAACUUUUUUGGUUAUAGAAACUUCCUACCCACAGAAAUAGAGACACCUAUAGAAUGAAUACCCACAGGUGCAGAGGACUUGAGAAAGUCUCCCCAUUCUUUUUAAGCAAAUCCCAGAAGCUGUUAUAGUACAGUAGGUAAUUAUUUCAGCAUCACUCCUCCUUAAUCCCCUAAUCCCCUCCAGCUCUCAUCCCUCACACCCAUCAUUGGCUGACCUCUCCCCUCAACACUACCCUGGGAAAGUAGAAAGUAGAUCCCUCCUUGUUUCCUUCUUGUCUCUCAGAGAACAGCACCCUUUUCCUCAAAUGUAAAGUUUAGUUGUGAUAGCCAGGAUCCCAGGCUGGCUUUCAGUGCCCUUUAACAUCUACUGUAAUUGUGACAGUGUUCUGUGAUUAUCUACCUACCUACCUACCUAUCUAUCUAGUACAAUUUCCCAGCAUUUCCUCUAUAUUAUGCUUGAAGUAGACGUUGUGGACUAUAAACUCACCCUUACCGCUGCUGGGAGUCUAGGAACAUAGCCCCCUCUUUUUUCACACAGAAACAAACCAACGAGAAGGAGAGCAGGGAAAAACAAGCAAACCAAACCACAAUAAAGAACUGUCUAUCUUGACCAUGCAGGAGCCACGCUGUUCCCCCAGAGCCAGCUUACAAGCUUCACUAAAGAUCUCAUGGAAAAUGUUUAUGGUAAUCCUCACAGCCAGAACAGCAGCAGCAGGCUCACCCGUGACACGGUGGAGCAGGUGCGCUACAGGUGAGCAGCAGAGGUGCCAACUUGUGUGGCACCUGUGGGUGGAUGGACUUCCUGCCCCCUGCCCACAUCCCACAAAUCUUCUGAGCUGGUUUCAGGAAGAUCACGUGCAGCUAAAUGGCCACACAUGCACGCUGAUAACCAUCAGGGUCAGAGGACAGGAAGGUGAGGCUGAGCAGGUGCAGGGCGGGGCCGACCAGAAGCACAGGAUCCUGGCACACUUCCACACCUCCCCAGAGGACUACACUGUGAUUUUCACGGCCGGGAGCACAGCUGCUCUUAAACUGGUGGCAGAGGCUUUCCCGUGGGUGCCCCCAGGCCCAGGAAGCAGCGGGAGUCACUUCUGUUACCUCACUGACAGCCACACGUCUGUGGUGGGCAUGAGGGAGGUCGUCGCGGCCAUGAACAUCACUUCCAUCCCAGUCAGGCCAGAGGACAUGUGGCUGGGGGAAGAACAGGAUGCUACCGCUGCCAGCGACCCCGACGGCCAGCCUCUGCAUCUCUUCUGCUACCCAGCUCAGAGUAACUUUUCCGGGACCAGGUACCCCCUGUCCUGGAUAGAAGAGGUCAAGUCCGGGCGGAUGUGCCCCGUGGGCGGGCCUGGGAAGUGGUUCGUGCUGCUGGAUGCGGCUGCCUACGUGGGCACCUCGCCUCUGGACCUGUCGGUUCACCGGGCAGACUUUGUCCCCCUCUCCUUCUAUAAGAUCUUUGGCUUCCCCACUGGCCUGGGCGCCCUGCUGGUGAAUAGCCGCUCAGCUCCUCUGCUGAGGAAAACCUACUUUGGAGGAGGCACGGCCGCUGCAUACCUUGCAGAAGAAGACUUCUAUACCCCCAGAGAGUCGGUGGCUGAAAGAUUUGAAGAUGGUACCAUCUCCUUCCUUGACGUGAUAGCGCUAAAACAUGGAUUCGAUGUCUUAGAGCGCCUCACAGGUGGAAUGGAGAACAUCAGGCAGCACACCUUUACCCUGGCUCGGUACACCUACGCCGCCCUGUCCACCCUUCGGUACCCCAACGGAACCCCUGUCGUGCAGAUUUAUAGCGACUCUGAGUUCAGCAGCCCAGAGGUUCAGGGUCCGGUCAUCAGCUUCAACGUGCUCGAUGACAAUGGGAACAUCAUUGGUUACUCCCAGGUGGAUAAAAUGGCCAGUCUUCACAACAUCCACGUGCGAACCGGCUGCUUCUGUAACACUGGGGCCUGCCAGAGACACCUGGGGAUAAGUGAUGAGGUGGUCAAGAAGCAUCUUCAGGCUGGUCAUGUCUGCGGUGACGAUGUGGACCUCAUAGAUGGGCAGCCGACGGGAUCUGUGAGGAUUUCGUUUGGAUACAUGUCUACGCUUGAGGACGCCCAGGCCUUUCUCAGGUUCAUCAUAGCAACCCGACUGCGCCCGUCUCAUGGCCAGCCUCUCCCUCUGGCCACGCCUGGGGAGGCUGGAGCCCUGGCAGCAGAGAGCGAAGCUCAGAAAGCCGUGCCUGCCACCAGGGCCAGACGUAGUCCCUCACCUCAGGAAGAUGCUUCCCCAGACCCCAGGGUUUGGGACAACGCACCCACCACUGUGGAUGCUGUGAGUUUGCGCCCACCUCUGCUGGAGACCACCAGAACCCAGCAGACCCCUCCAGAGAAAGCUGCAGGCAUGCUGGAUGGGGGCCUUGGGUCACACAUCGUCACCAACCUUUUCCUCUACCCAAUCAAAUCCUGUGCCGCAUUUGAGGUGACCAGGUGGCCUCUAGGAAAUCAAGGGUUGCUGUACGACCGGAGCUGGAUGGUUGUGAAUCACAACGGUGUUUGCCUGAGUCAGAAGCAGGAACCCCGGCUCUGCCUGAUCCAGCCCUUCAUUGACCUGCAGCGAAGGAUCAUGGUCAUCAAAGCCCAAGGGAUGGAGCCUAUAGCGGUGUCGCUUGAGGAGAACAGCAAACCGGCUCAGAUUUGCCAAAGCAAGGUCUGUGCGGACAGGGUAAAUACUUAUGACUGUGGAGAAAAAAUUUCAAGCUGGUUGUCAACGUUUUUUGGCCGUCCAUAUCAUUUGAUCAGACAAAGUUCAGACUUUCAAAGAAAUGCAAGGAAGAAACGAGGCAAAGAUCAAUCUGCUUGUACAACAGCCACCCUCUCUCUGGUGAAUGAGGCACAGUAUCUGCUGAUAAACAGAUCCAGUGUUUUGGAACUUCAGCAGCAAUUAAGCACCAGCAAAGAUCUGCUCACCCAUUGCACUGCCUCUUGUGGGCUUCUCCAUGGAGAUGGGACCAUAUUCCAGGGAGAUCACGGAAGUCUGUCCAACAGAUGUGAGUCUCUUGGCCUUGCACUCAUGAUAAAGGCUUGUUCUGAUCAUCGAAGCCUCAGUGAUGAGAAUGGAAAGGAAGAAUUAUUCCCAGUGAACAAUCUCAUCUCACGUUUCCGUGCCAAUAUUAUUACCAGUGGAACAAGGGCUUUUGAAGAAGAGAAAUGGGAUGAAAUUUCAGUUGGUUCCUUGCAUUUCCAGGUUUUGGGACCUUGUCACAGAUGCCAGAUGAUUUGCAUCGAUCAGCAAACUGGGCAGAGAAACCAAAAUGUUUUCCAAAAGCUUUCUGAGAGGCGAGAGAGAAAGGUGAACUUUGGGCUGUACCUGAUGCAUACCUCUUUGGAUUUAUCUACUCCAUGUUACCUGUCUGUAGGAUCUCAGGUGCUCCCUGUGUUGAAAGAAAACAUAGAACACUAUGGUUUACCUGCUUCUGAGAAACAGCAGGAAGUUAUCUCCUAAAGUUUUUUUCAGCAUACAUUAAAAUGUCUCUUUUACAACUAUC